This is a messenger RNA of Schizophyllum commune H4-8, 1164 nucleotides long. RefSeq lists its product as uncharacterized. The coding region runs from base 1 to 1164 and encodes 387 amino acids. The record is from RefSeq and is a predicted model, not a curated record. NCBI's taxonomy places the organism in Eukaryota, Fungi, Basidiomycota, Agaricomycetes, Agaricales, Schizophyllaceae. The transcript is spliced from 2 exons.
AUGUAUGGCUCACGCAUGGGUCCACUGUGUAGUGGUGUUCGCAGCGUCACAUACUACUCAGCGGCGUCGCGUCCUACUCAGCGGCGUCGCAUCCUACUCAGCGGCGUCGCGUCCUCCGCAGCAGCUUCGCGUCCUCCGCAGCGGCGGCUUCACCCCCUACUUAGCGGCGUUGCAUCCUCCUCAGCGGCGUCGCGUCCUCCUCAGCGGCGUCGCAUCCUCCUCAGCGACGCGUGCAUCCUACUCAGCAGCGUCGCGUCCUGCUCCGCGGCGUCGCGUCCUACUCGGCAGCGUCGCAUCCUCCUCGUCCAAUUUCUCCCUCCUCGUGCGAAACUACAUCUCCUCGUGCGAAAUUACAUCUCCUCGUCCGAUUUCUCCCCCCCCUUCCAGACCGCCGCCCCACGCUGCUCGCGCGAGCUCGACUUCACUCGCCCGAGCGCAACCUCACUCGCGCGAGCUCGACUUCGGUCGGUCGAGCUCGACUUCGGUCGGUCGAGCUCGACUUCGGUCGUACGAGCUCGACUUCGGUCGUACGAGCGCAACCUCACUCACUCGCCCGAGCCCAACUUCGGUCGUUCGAGCUCGACUUCACUCACUCGCACGAGCGCAACCUCACUCGCCCGAGCUCGACUUCGGUCGCCCGAGCUCGACUCGACCUCGCUCGCCCGAGCUCGACUUCGGUCGUUCGAGUCCGACUCGACUUCGGUCGUUCGAGCUCGACUUCGGUCGUACGAGCUCGACUUCGGUCGUGCGAGCCCGACUUCGGCCUCACUCGCCCGAGCUCAGCUUCGCUCGCCCGAGCUCAACCUCACUCGCCCGAGCUCAACCUCACUCGCGCGAGCUCAGCCUCACUCGCCCGAGCUCGACUUCACUCGGUCGCGCGAGCUCAGCCUCACUCGCCCGAGCCCGACUUCACUCGCCCGAGCUCGACUUCGGUCGAACGAGCCCGACUUCACUCGCCCGAGCGCAGCCUCACUCGGUCGUCUCCUUCUUCACCAACCCGUCUCCUCCUUCACCAACCCGUCCCACGCUGCUCGUUUGACUCGCUCAUCCUCGCGAGUGCCGCGGCGGCGGCCAGCGUCUUGCGAGUACAGUAGCGGCCUGCGAGGCGCUCGAGUAGCCCCGCGAGCGCGCGAGUGCACCGGCGGUCCCGCAACGCGUGAGUAG